Messenger RNA from Dentiscutata erythropus, 1059 nucleotides. The record is from the annotation of a GenBank genome assembly. Lineage: Eukaryota; Fungi; Glomeromycota; Glomeromycetes; Diversisporales; Gigasporaceae.
AUGUUAAAACCAUAUUCAAGGAAAUAUGGUUUCCAAGGUAUGAAUAAUGUUUUGCAAGAAAAUAAUAUAGAAAUUGGACAAAUAGGCAAGGCGAAUGCGUGUUUCGUGGUUUUGACUCGAAGUAGUGAAUUAAAUGAGAUUAGAAGCACGAUGAGACAAAUUGAAGACAGGUUUAAUCGUAAAUAUAAUUAUCCCUAUGUAUUUUUAAACGAUGAGCCUUUUACGGAAGAAUUUAAAAAUUUCACAAAGGUUAUGACGAAAGCAAAAAUUGAGUAUGGAUUGGUUCCGAAAGAACAUUGGAGUAUACCAAAUCAUAUAGAUAUAGAGCUUGCUAAUGAAAGGAUGAGAGAAUUGGAAGAUAAUGGAGUUCCAUAUGGUGGUGCCUUGUCUUAUCAUCAUAUGUGCAGAAACACUAAGUUCACUUUAGCUUAUGAUCAUGCUUUAAUUAGAUUUUAUUCCGGAUUUUUCCAUCAUCAUGAAUUGAUAAAUAAUUAUGAUUAUUACUGGCGUCUUGAACCUGGUGUUGAAUAUUAUUGCGAUAUUGAUUUUGACCCAUUCAUUUAUAUGAAAGAGAACGAUAUUAAAUACGGUUUCACUUUGGUACCGCCUGAAUCAUUAAGUACUGUACCUACACUUUGGAGUACUAUGAAAGAAUUUAUGAUAAAACACCCACAUUUAAUUGAAAAUGAUACUUUAUUGGAAUAUUUAACUGAUGAUAGUGGUGACUAUAAUUUGUGCCAAUUUCAGUCAAAUUUCGAAAUUGCUGAUCUAAGUUUAUGGAGAGGUGAAGCAUAUACAAAAUUCUUUAAUUUUCUUGAAGAAAAAGGUGGAUUUUAUUAUGAAAGGUGGGGAGAUGCACCGGUUCAUACAAUUGCUACAGCUCUUUUCUUAAAGAAACAUCAGGUCCGUUUUUUCGAAGAAAUAGCUUAUCGUCAUGGUUCUAUUGCAAAUUGUCCUAAAGGAAAUAAGUUUCGAUAUAAAUGUCUUUGCAAUCCUGAUGAUAGUCUUGAAAAAUACCAUAAAAUUUCUAAGACAGAAAUUUAUAAAGACGGUUUAUAA